AUGUCCAAUGAGCGGAUAAAGGCGCUUAAGCGCAUUCUCAGCUCUACUUUAGUGAGCAAAAAGCGGCAGAGCCUAAGCACUAUCCGCACGCGAGUUUCCACAGUCGUAGAGGAGCACGCCAAGCGACAGCCAGAGCAGCAAGCGGGUCGAAGAUUUGUAGACAUACCUAUCGGACAGUUGCAAUUUCGAUAA
Penicillium samsonianum is the source of this 192-nucleotide messenger RNA. RefSeq lists its product as uncharacterized. The coding region runs from base 1 to 192 and encodes 63 amino acids. Lineage: Eukaryota; Fungi; Ascomycota; Eurotiomycetes; Eurotiales; Aspergillaceae. The record is from RefSeq and is a predicted model, not a curated record. The transcript has a single exon.